ACACAUGUGAAUCUUAGAAGUUUCAAAAUGGCGAAAUUUAUUGCUCAAAUCAUCAUUCUGGGCGGUCAAGUUAUUGGACGUGCCUUUGCUCAAGCUUUAAAGCAAGAAUUUCAAAGUGGUGCAGCAACACGAAGGGCAGCUGCUGGGGCAAAUGAAGGAGCAAAAAGAGCAGCCACAAAUAGUAUGAUGGGAAUGACUAUACAGGAAGCUAAACAAAUACUAAAUAUUCAAGACAUUGACAAAGAAGCAAUACAAAAAAAUUAUGACCAUUUGUUCAAAAUCAAUGACAAAAAAGCAGGAGGCUCAUUUUAUUUACAGUCAAAGGUUGUUAGAGCAAAAGAAAGACUAGAUGAAGAACUUUCUCAUGUCGAAAAUAGCGAAACCAAAAACAGUUCGAGCACAAACAAUGGCAGUGAUACAUAGUAUUUAUAUACGCAAUUUAUAAUAAUUUGUACAUGACAGCAUUUACCUAUAUAUUUCUUUUUCACCUUAUGUAAAAUACAGCAAAAUAAAAUGUCUGAUUUACGCUAAUUCAAUAUCAUGCAUUAUACAAGUGAUGAAAGGUAAGAGUUGUUUUUAUGUUAUCCAAUUAUAGUCUCUAGUACCGUUUUGUUCGAAUAACACUUGAAUAGAAAUCAAAGGAGUCAUCAACUCAAAGGAAGAAUGGAUGCUAGUGCUAUGGCACAAAAUAUGGACAGUAUACAUCUAAUUGAAAAAAACGUCGGUUCGUAGGUGAUAUCAUCGAAGGAUAUUUUAGGUACUCGAAAAUUCAAAUCACAUUUAGCUAAGCGUAUUACAAAUUGUAGCAUUACUCGUAGAGAAGGUCGUUGUAUUCAGCGUAAGCAAUCUUUUGGCAAUGAAACAGUGUUAUACACAUAAAGUAUGCUUUCCCAUGUUCCCUUCCGGUCCUAGCUUUGAUGAUAUACCGUAUUGGAACCUGCUUUCAAUUAGGUGUAUUUACGUUUUUAAUUUAUGCAUUAUUUUAAUUUAUCUUGAAGAAUAAAUUCUCGUGAAGGUAUA
Messenger RNA from Exaiptasia diaphana, 1020 nucleotides. RefSeq names its product mitochondrial import inner membrane translocase subunit tim16. The transcript is spliced from 6 exons. Lineage: Eukaryota; Metazoa; Cnidaria; Anthozoa; Actiniaria; Aiptasiidae. The coding region runs from base 28 to 423 and encodes 131 amino acids. The record is from RefSeq and is a predicted model, not a curated record. Gene Ontology annotation, biological process: protein import into mitochondrial matrix. Gene Ontology annotation, cellular component: TIM23 mitochondrial import inner membrane translocase complex.